GACUAGGACGAAACAACAAAACCUAUUGUGGGGGAACACAAAAGUAUUGCUUGGGAUGGGAACGCAGGACCUUGGCAGGUAUCGCAAAAAAGAAAAAAAAUCCUCCAUCUUCCUUACGGGCAUCCGUAGUUCCGUGCUUAUUCACGUAUUUAUGAGACGAAUGUCGAAACUCCUCAGCUACACAAAGUAGUUGAGGAGUAGUAUUGAAAAAGUAAGGCUAACCAUUUUAUAUUUUUUCGCGUUUAUUUAUUUUUUUUCUUUAGAGGGUUGUUAAGCUUUUAUCUCGGGCUUAACUGCACUUCCGUGUGCGUUCUUGAUGAACGGUUUCUCUUUUGAAGGCGCCUGCUGCUAAUUCAGUAGACAGGCAGUUCUGUAAAACAUAUCAGGUUUGGGUUUAUCCUAACCACGAAGAGGACGCCUAGAACCAAAAUGGGAACCACGUACGGAGUCAGCUCACCUUCACCGACACGAAGUUCUGGUGAACCUGCCAUCCCUCUUCCAUUGGACAUAAUGGAAGAAAUCUUCCUAAAUCUGCCCCCCCAACACGUGGUGUGUGUGUGUCGAUUAGUGUGCCGCCAGUGGAAAGAUGUGGCCGACAGCGAGUCUUUUUGGAGAGAAAGAUGUAGAAGAGAGGGAUAUCAACUCCGUGAUCCUUCCAAAGUACCCAGCAACUGGAGGUUGUUUUACUUCUUGUGCAAGAAGAGGAGAAAUCUCAUAAAGAAUCCAAGAGCAGAAGAUGAAUUUCGAGGUUGGAGAAUCCUGAGGAACGGUGGACAUAAGUGGAAAAUAGAGGGAACUUUUGGGCAACAUUCAAAUCCAGCAGUCCAGAAAAACUAUGUGACCUCAUUUGAUUGGUGCACAAAAGAGCAGGUGAUUAAUUUGAAGGACGAAGGUUACAACCCAUCAUUUAUGGAUGAGUUCCAGCCACACAUCCGGAUAUCUGACUGGUAUGGAGCGCGUUCGGAUUGUGGAAGCAUCUAUAUUAUUUCUGUGCAGCUACUAGAUCACAAGAAAAAUGUUCUCCAGAACUUCAGUCCAGAGCCUGUUAAUAUUCCACAGUGGAAUGAUCAGCAGUGGCAUCAAAUGGUGCAUGUCUUCAAGGACUAUGGACCAGGAGUGAGAUAUGUCCGUUUCACUCAUGGUGGCAAAGACACACAGUUCUGGGCUGGAUGGUAUGGCAUUCGUGUAACAGAAAGCUGUGUUGAAGUUUGUCCAGCAUUGGACAACUAGCUUAUUGAUGUAACUGUGUUAGAAAGACAGCUCUGAAUACCUUUGAGUACUUUAUUGAGGAAAAAUAUUAACCUUUUGGCUUUCUAAGCAAUUUUAACUCAGAGACAUCUUGUCACGUACUGACAAAAAACAUGUAAGUCAGGAAGGUUUUUAUCCUGAUGGCAAACGUUUAAUUAUUCUGUUAAAUCUCCCCUACACACAUGCCUCAAAAUAUGUGUAAAUUGUCUAAAGACUCUUUAUACGUAAAGUGAAUUGAUUUUUCUAUAACUUGAAUGUAAAAGCAGCCAAAGUUUGCAUUUACUUGUUUGUAGAUUUCUACAUCUGUAACUCUAGAGCUAGAGCUGACAUACUGCUGAACUAUGUGACCUAACAUAAUCAAAAGUCCAUUAGUCAAUUAAACAAUUAAACAAUCCUGCCUCACUUACUAACACAAACAAUGCAAUAUAAAUAGUUGGAAUUGCUUCAAAACGGUUUAAAUGUAUGUAUCUUACCUGUUCUGGAAGACAACGCCACUGCCUUUAUUCCUCUUCUAGACUAAUUUGCACAUUUAUUUUCUACCAACUGCUAUGUCUUAAAUACAACCAUCAGCUUUUUCUGAGAUGUUAGCUGAAUAUGUAUUCUCGUUAUGAUGCCUUUAUGUAUGUGGUGUUACGAUUUAAGAGAAACGUCAAAUUUGCACUUUCUGUAAAUGCAUAUUCUUGACUUGCAAAUAACAGCCUCAUUUUAUGCAGCUGUCAAAGUGACGUCCCUUUAAACAUACGUAAUGUUAAUACUGAAAUUUGAAGUUAUGUAUUUAUUGUUGAAGUAUUUGUCUUUGGACAGUCAUGAAUAUUUUUUUACUACAUGUCCUUGUUAAAUGUGGACCAAAUUCACAGUUGGUCAAAAGAGCAAGUUUUUAAACACAGGUCACUGCAAUGUUAAAUAGAUAUUACUUUUGAAACCUACUUGUGUGUAAAGGAUUCAUAAUCACAUUUUUUGUGGCAGCAUCGUAUGACAAUAUGAUCAAGUAGAGUGUUCAUAAAAUCUUCCGAUUCAAUAAAAGGUUUUGCUAUAUUGAA
Xiphophorus couchianus (Monterrey platyfish) is the source of this 2288-nucleotide messenger RNA. RefSeq names its product F-box only protein 6-like. The coding region runs from base 430 to 1230 and encodes 266 amino acids. The transcript has 6 exons. NCBI's taxonomy places the organism in Eukaryota, Metazoa, Chordata, Actinopteri, Cyprinodontiformes, Poeciliidae. Gene Ontology annotation, biological process: SCF-dependent proteasomal ubiquitin-dependent protein catabolic process; glycoprotein catabolic process; ERAD pathway. The record is from RefSeq and is a predicted model, not a curated record. Gene Ontology annotation, molecular function: ubiquitin protein ligase activity; protein binding. Gene Ontology annotation, cellular component: SCF ubiquitin ligase complex; cytoplasm.